Molecule: messenger RNA, 2646 nt
Organism: Lemur catta (Ring-tailed lemur)
Lineage: Eukaryota; Metazoa; Chordata; Mammalia; Primates; Lemuridae
Gene: RBM23
Product: RNA binding motif protein 23
Exons: 12
Coding region: 398-1573 (391 amino acids)
Biological process (GO): mRNA processing
Cellular component (GO): nucleus
Molecular function (GO): RNA binding
Source: RefSeq, a predicted model, not a curated record
AGGACUGUCCCAGCAAUACCACCAACAGCACCAGCAGCACCGGCAACAGUGGCAGUGCUACCAGUGUGAGCAGCACCACUGGGGAGACAAGCAAGUGAGUGUGGGAUGAAGAAAUAGGUUGGCAACUUGGGGAUGGGAAAUAACUGCAUCCAUUGGAGAAACAACCAGAAAGGGGAGGCGGGGGUUCUCUUAAGACUGCUGACUUUUAGUAAUGGCUCCACUGGGUCAUGAGAAUAAUGGUGACUUGGUUUAAUGAUCUUUAGUCUUCACUUUCCAGUGUAGAUUUGUGGAUCAGUCCUAGCAUCGAUAUGUUUCAUUUGAAUAAAAUAGCAAGAGGACCUCUGAUUUGGAAAUACCAGCUUUUGCUUGGCUUUAGGGGGAAAAAUGGCCGCUUCAGAUGCCUGACAGCAUUCAGGGCCGUGUGAAGAAGAGGAGUCGGAGCCAUAGUAGAAGCAGGGAUAGAAAGCGCAGUCGUAGUCGAGACCGGGAUCGGCAUAGACGGAGAAACAGUCGGAGCAGAAGUCGGGAUCGUCAGCGUCGUCACCGCAGCCGUAGCUGGGAUCGUCGCCAUAGUAGUGAGUCACGAAGUCGGGACCGACGUCGUGAGGAUCGUGUGCAUUACAGGAGUCCUCCACUUGCCCCUGGGCGGAUGUAUGGACACAGUAAGAGUCCUCAUUUCAAAGAGAAGAGCCCAGUCAGGGAGCCAAUUGAUAAUCUGAGUCCUGAGGAACGUGAUGCUCGCACAGUUUUCUGUAUGCAGUUAGCUGCACGCAUUCGGCCUCGAGACCUAGAGGACUUUUUCUCUGCUGUUGGCAAGGUUCGUGAUGUGCGUAUUAUCUCAGAUCGGAACUCCCGUCGUUCUAAGGGCAUUGCCUAUGUGGAAUUCUGUGAAAUCCAGUCUGUGCCACUGGCCAUUGGGCUGACUGGACAACGGCUGCUGGGAGUGCCUAUCAUUGUACAGGCUUCACAGGCUGAGAAAAACCGACUGGCUGCCAUGGCCAACAAUCUGCAGAAGGGCAGUGGUGGACCAAUGCGCCUGUAUGUGGGUUCCCUGCACUUCAAUAUUACUGAGGACAUGCUCCGGGGCAUCUUUGAGCCCUUUGGCAAAAUUGAUAAUAUCGUUCUGAUGAAGGACUCAGAUACAGGCCGCUCUAAAGGUUAUGGUUUCAUUACAUUCUCUGACUCUGAGUGUGCCCGGCGGGCCCUGGAACAGUUGAAUGGCUUUGAGCUUGCUGGUCGACCUAUGAGGGUUGGCCACGUGACUGAGCGACUGGAUGGUGGCACAGACAUCACUUUUCCUGAUGGGGACCAGGAGCUGGAUCUGGGAUCAGCAGGUGGACGUUUGCAGCUCAUGGCCAAAUUGGCAGAAGGUUCUGGAAUCCAGCUACCAACCGCAGCUGCAGCUGCUGCUGCUGCUCAAGCUGCUGCCCUGCAACUGAAUGGAGCAGUUCCCCUGGGGGCCCUAAACCCAGCAGCUCUGACUGCUCUGAGUCCAGCCCUGAACCUUGCCUCCCAGGCAAUCGCCUCCCAGUGCUUCCAGCUCUCCAGCCUCUUUACCCCGCCGACCAUGUAAAUCAGUGGCACAGUAUGCUGCUUCUCUGUGCCUCUGGGUCCUGCCACUCGCUUCUCCACAUCUACUCUUCCAUGGCCCUAUCUCUCCAUUUUGUGGACCAAGCCAUUCUGAGGGCAUGGACAUUAACUCUGAGGGAAUUGCGGCCACCCUUAGAUACCAUGAAGAGCUCCUGCCCAUGGCCCCACUGGAAAUGGACUCUGCUGAGCAAAGCCCCCAGUUGAAGAGAACAGAAUCUACACCUACAUUGAAUACCUGUUUCUCCCUGUGUUUCGUCUCCAAGAUGACUUUCUUGCCCUUUCCUGUCACCUUAGUGAUUCCAUGAUUCCUCCCCCAUUGGGAAGGCCAUAGGACAUUAACUGAAGGAACUAACCUCUCUCCUUUUUCUAUACCUUUUACCCUAAAAUCUGUCAGGGACCUCAGAAUCAAGAGGACUUUGGAGUUUGGAGGGUGGACCUUGAAGGUGCUGGCUUUCUGCUGCAAGGGCCCUGGAAGAUAGCAUGGACAUAUGCAUUGUGAAGCUUUCCUUAGACCUCAGCUUGGUACAGCUUGAGGCCAGAAACUACUGUAGGCUCAGCAUCUUGCUGGGAGGCAUGGGAGUGAUCUAUCCUGCCAGGCAUUUUGGAUGCCUUUAGGGGAUUUCAGAAGUUUAGUAAAAGGUGGGGCACCUUUCCAGUAUCUUCCAACUUCCUUGUACUUCUUCCCAGUACAAGUAUACUUGUACUUCCUCCCAGGUUGUCCCCCCUUUGGCCCAGGGUGGGAGGAUGGAGGGAGGCUGCUACUCUCUACCACUUCCUGUGUACCUCUACUAUGGCCUCAACCCUGGCAGUUAAAGCUGUUCCCAUCUCCUACUUGGGCACGUGUGAGCCCUUCUCACUGGAUUUUAUACCCUGUGUCUGUGUACAUAAAUAUACAUAUAUAUAUAUAUAUAUAAAAACUUUGUACAAAAAGCAAGCCCCCUUAUGGUGGUGGCUGCUGCCCAUAUGUGUGUGGUCUCUGUUGGUAUGUCUGUCUGAUGUUAACUUCUCAUGAGCCAAAACCAUGAUGGUUCUAGGAAUAUAAAACAUUUGUAAUAC